AUGAAAGAGGUUAAAGAUAUGAAAAAUUUAUUUACAGUGAAGUCACCCACGAAACCAGGGAUCUACAGAAGUAACUCUUCUUAUGUAAACUUGUCGAUAUCCAACUCGAAGAUUGUCAAUAUUGAUGAAAGUGGAAAGAUAUUAUCGGCAGAAAACUCGAACGAAACAUUCAAUGAAAAAACUUUGGAAAGAGGAUUAAAGCUGAGACACGUUCAAUUAAUCGCUUUAGGGGGAUGUAUAGGUAUGUUUUGA
Molecule: messenger RNA, 252 nt
Organism: Debaryomyces fabryi
Lineage: Eukaryota; Fungi; Ascomycota; Pichiomycetes; Serinales; Debaryomycetaceae
Exons: 1
Coding region: 1-252 (83 amino acids)
Source: RefSeq, a predicted model, not a curated record